AGUUACCGACGCGAUAAAAUGCUUUCCGCGGCACAUAGAUGUCACUAAUUUCGGAAUCAUUGAUACCGCAAUAUCGAAAAUUUGCAUCGAAAUCAAUCCGUUGGUGAGUGUGUUGCGGAAAUUUUAAAGAAAUGGAAAAUUUAGAUAAGAGACAAAAACACACUAAUAAAACACAAUUUGAAGUGUUAGUAAAUGAAAUGAAGUUACACCCCGACAUAGCGAAAGGUUUUUCGCAGAGAGCACCAGGCGAUUUGAAUAGUUUUUGGGAAGAAAUAUCAAAUAAACUGAACGCUUUAGGUCCUCCAAUCAAGGACAGAACUGGAUGGAAGAAGGUUUGGACAGAUUUUAAGUUUGCAACAAAGAAAAAAAUGGUAAAAAAUGCAAAACACAUUUCUGGAACAGGUGGUGGGCCCUUCAGCCAAGUUUCUUUAAGUUCACUUGAAGAGAAGGUGAGUGUUAUACUGUCACUCAAUACAUCAGUGAAGAUCACUUCAAUAGAAAAUAUCCCUGAUGAGAUUCCUACAACAAGUAGUGCUAGCAAGAGACCAGUUGAGUCAAUUUUUUCCCAGCCUGACAUUGAAUUGGUUGAACCUACAUCACAUAUGACUCCCGGUCAGGUAAUAGAAUCUAAUGUGGAUGCCGAUAUUUUCUGUACUCCACAUAAAAAGAACAAAACAAACAAGAUUGAUCUUCUUACAGAACAAAUAACGAUCCAAAAAAAAAGUGGAGACAAAUAUUUCAAAACUGCAGGACACGCUUGUGAAACAUCAAAAAGAAUAUAUCUUAAUGAAACUGAAAAGGAUAAAUUAAAGGAAAUGAAGCGACAUAAUUCCGCAAUGGAAAAAAUAGCAAUAGAUAAAUUAGAAACCAAAAGGAAAAUUUUAGAACUAGAACUUGAACAUUUAAAUAAGCCAUAA
Messenger RNA from Zeugodacus cucurbitae (melon fly), 917 nucleotides. RefSeq lists its product as uncharacterized. NCBI's taxonomy places the organism in Eukaryota, Metazoa, Arthropoda, Insecta, Diptera, Tephritidae. The record is from RefSeq and is a predicted model, not a curated record. The transcript has 4 exons. Bases 132 to 917 code for a protein of 261 amino acids. Gene Ontology annotation, cellular component: nucleus.